Molecule: messenger RNA, 318 nt
Organism: Plasmodium relictum
Lineage: Eukaryota; Apicomplexa; Aconoidasida; Haemosporida; Plasmodiidae
Product: conserved Plasmodium protein, unknown function
Exons: 2
Coding region: 1-318 (105 amino acids)
Source: RefSeq, a predicted model, not a curated record
AUGUCAAAAUCUAAUACAGUAAGAUGUGACAUGUCAGCUUAUAAAAGAAAUAAGUGCUACAACCCAAAAGUUCAUGUAUCUGGAUGGUAUGAUAUACAGAAUGAUGAAGAUUACAUAGAAAGUUAUAAUAGAAUGAAAGAUUUUCAUUUACAAGAGUAUCCAACAUAUAAAAUAGAAGAGAAAUAUAAAAACAUGAAAAAAAAAUGUAUUAAGAAUAUUUCUGACAAAGACGUUAUUUUUUACCAAGAUCAUGGUACGGAAUAUUGGGUUACAGAAAACAAAGAAUCAUAUAAAGUGAAUAAUAAAAUUGAGUUUUAA